GAAGAAUGAAACCAGCGAAGCGGUAAAUACAUAUGUUUAUGUAAGCUUGUAUUUGCAAGACGAGCAAUACGUGGAAAAUCUUCGCUUUGGCAAAAAAAUCAGGGACAUAGACGCUUCUAUAGAGGAGGAUAAUAAUAAUGAUUAGUGUUUUAAAUGAAAGGCAACUCAAGCGUCUUUCAGAGCACAAGUAUAGCGCGGAGUGUUGCACGAUUUUAGAUCCUUAUUUUCAAGUCUACUGGCGAUGGCUUGUUGAACAGUUGCCGUUGUGGUUGGCUCCAAAUACUCUUACAGUGUCGGGAUUAGCAGUCAAUGUUAUCACGUCACUCAUUUUAAUUGGUUACUGCCCUCAAGCGAAAGGAGAGGUGGGUUUGUGCAUAAAAGCAGGUUAUUUAAUUUGAAGUGAUUGUACGAUAAAAACUGUACAUGUAUUGCAUGCAUGAGCUUUCAAUGUUCAUGGUAAAUAAUGCAUGUUUUUCUUCACUUUGUUUUCCUUAUUGAAUACAGUCUAAAUACUUGUCCUUUUUAGGUCUUGAAUCUUUCACUAUAAAGUAUUAUUUGCCAUUAUAGGAUUUUAAUCGUCUUUUUUAAUGAAGCAUUUACAUUUUACCUUUGCGGUCUGGCUUGCCGGUAGACGAGCUUCUGGCGUAUAAAUUCACAUGUAAGAUGAACUUACAUGUAUAAAGCUUAAUUAGACAGUGUAAGUUUCUGUUAAAACUUAUAACAGACUACGCCCCUCUAUGGCACCAUUUAUUAGCUUGCAUUUUCCAAUUUCCCUUUUGUUGUUUGUACAAUGCUUGGUUAAUUUAGGUUUCUGGGAACUGACCACCUACCCCUCCCCUAAGCCAACAAUUUGCCCUAAGUGAGAAGUCAGUGUUAAUGUUGGCUUAGGGGAGGGGUAGGUGGUCAGUUUCCCAGAAACCUAAAUUGAUCAUCAAUAAAUCACCAGCUACUGUGAUUAUAAACCAGGGAAAUGCCUGUACCAAAGGCUUUUGUCCAUAAAUUAUGGUAGCCCAGGGUUUUUAGGGACAAAAGCAAAUAGGUUUAAGCUUUUGGACAUUUUCCCAAAAUUAUUAUUUUUUUAGAAAAUUUUUCAACUUUUUUAAAGAAAACAAAAGCAAAUAGCCUUGUUUAAGCAUUUUGUGGCAUUUUCCCAAAAUUAUUAUUUUUUUUAGAAAAUGUAGACUUGAACUCAACUUUGAAAAAAACAAAAUAAAUAAAACAAAAGGAAAAAGGCAAUUCAAAUGCUACCCUAAUACUUGGCCUCUGUAUAAAAUGAGUAUUAUCAAAGAAUUUUACUGACUUAUUUUGGGAGAAGGAGCAUUUUUUUCAUUAUUCAGGGGGAAAAUGGAGCAUUUUAGUGGGGGAAAUUAACGCAAAAUACACGAAAGGCCUCUGAUGAAUCUGCCCAUAGUUUUCUUCUUGGGGCUGAAAUUAAAACCACCAUAUUUUCGUAAUUAUAAAAUAUCUUAAGUUGGUAUUUAUUUCAGACUUGGCUAGCUUGACCUGCUCUGCAUUAAUCUGUUUUAACCAUAUGGUUGACCAGUGCCGAUAAUAACAUAACUGGUUACUAAUUGAGUAACUUGGGUUUUCAGUCAAAGUCAAAUCCAACCAUUCUACAAAUUUACCUAAUUAGUAACCAAGAACACAUUAAUUUUCAUCGUUGUGCUUCUUUUUCUUUCUAGAACUACUAAAGAACUUUUUAAAAACUUUUCACUUGAUCUGGAACAAAACAAAGAUAAAUGGUCAUGUAUACUAGUGACAAAACUAAACACAUGCUCAGCCCUGUAGUAUUUUGUACAUAAAUAAAACUACAUUUUGUAGAUUACAAUCAGAAAACUAAUUUGGGCUAAUUUUGAAGUUAGAUACAUCUUAAGCUAAAGUUGUACAGUACAUUGCCUGGGCACUUAUGGCCACAAUUAAUUUACUUUACAAUAAAUUGUGUCAGAGAUUAAUAUCUAACAAGUUAUUACUGCUUCAGCUAGUGAUUAAUGUCUGUGCAUGCAUGCAUGACUUUUAACAGGCACCAGGAUGGGCUUUCAUCUUAAGUGCGGUUGGAUUGUUCGUGUAUCAGUCACUAGAUGCCAUUGAUGGUAAACAAGCCCGGCGCACAAAAAGUGCUUCACCUUUGGGAGAAUUAGUGGACCAUGGUUGUGACUCAGUUUCGAUGGUCAUAAUGGUCUUAGCGAUCACUGUUGCAAUGGAGCUUGGUCAUGAACCUGCUUGGAUGUUUUUCUUACCUUUUAUGGCAACCUUUAUGUUCUACUGUGCACACUGGCAAGCCUAUGUUACUGGAACUAUUAGAUUUGGAAAGUAAGUAGUACAUGUCCCCGCCACGUAGCACCCAAUCAGAAGCGAAGUGAAAUGAUGGCCGAAAUUUUAUAAUUUAUUUUUGUGAGUGCUACUAAAGAAAGUCUUUAAUUCCUUUUGGAAACAGCUAAAAAGUAAAUUGAGAUAAACCUGUUAAGGAGUUUCUUAGCACUCACAGACUUAAAUCUGGGACCUUGUUCUUUGACAUUUGUUGUUUUGAUGUUUGGGUUUGAAGUAGAAAAUCAGUCGCAAGUGUGAAGGAAAGUUCUUCUAUACUGUAAUGGUAAGUUGCUUGUUAGCUAAUGUGAUGCAGGUGUAAAGUUAAGUACUCCUGAAAGAAUUCAUUUAGAGGAAGCGAACAAUUUAGCAAGGAAUCGAGAUAACCUUCCCAAAGUAGUUCACUUCUUUUUCUAACCAGUUUUACUUGCCUCAAAACGUGAAGGAAGAUACAAGGCGAACAAACUUUGUUAUUUGCCUGAGGAGGGGAAUGAAACAGGGAGUUGAAUAGUUGUACAGUGUUUUUGUUGGAAACAUACAGUGUACUGAUAAUUUUCAUUGAGGUAUACUGUAUGCUUCAUUUUAAUGUUUUUUUAAAUAGCUGUAAAUGCUUGAUUUAAGUCUUUGGGCAUUUGUUGUUUGCAUUAAUGUUGUGUUUGUGGUUAUUUUAAACUAUUUUGCUUUUUACGAACUCAUGCAUCAAGGUAUUGGUUCAGCACUUCACUUCCAAUAUUGAACCUCUAGUUUUUUUUAGCUGCUCACAGGUUAAAAGUAUAAACUAAAGGUCAUUAAGCAUGGAAGGUGUUUUUCUACAUUCUUUGUAGAGCCAUCUGUUGAUAAAUAUAUACCAGUACAUUUUGCUUAAACUAGAAUACUGUAAACUUCUGCUUAUAAGCUGCCCCCACCCCCACCUGGAUAUAAAUCCUUCUCUAGCUUGUAUUGAAAUGAAUUUGAUUUUUUUACGAUGCUUUGAAGUUUUACAAAAGUGAGUAUGUUCAAAAGUAUUUUGAUUAGCACUGCUACAUUGUACAUAGCUUGUUUUGAACCUUUUUUUUAGACUGGUUAUAAGCCCCAAUGACCCUUGAUAUAAGUACUUUUUUUUAUAACCCUCCGAAAACCCCUCCAAAAGAUGCAUAAGCCAAGAGCCUAUCAGUAGAAGUUUACAGAACCAGGAUAUGACAUGGCCGCGCGGGGAUCCAAAUUUUAUCUUCGAGUGCUGAAAGUAUCUCUCACGAGUGAGCAAAGGGAAUGAGUGAGAGAUCCUUUCAGCAUGAGACGAUAAAAUUUUUAUCCCCAAGCGGCCAUGCAAUUUUCUGUUUAUGUCAUAGAUACUCAUGAAAUUCCUACAUAAAACACAACUUUUUUUUAUUCAUUUUCGAAACAGCAAAAUAGUGCAAUUACUGAGUGGUCACAAAACUCGGAUAUAAAGUUAUAAAAGAGAAGUAAAGACAAUAAUACUUAUAUUUUCUGUUCCAAAAAGUCAAAAUUCUCAUGAAGAAGAGAAAAAGUCCACGGUGACACCAAUAUCCUAACAUGUGAAAGAUAAAAAUAGUAUCUUCACUGUUUGCGAUGAAGAUAUGAUUUUUUAGUGAAAGGAAAAAUCCUGGUAUUUCAUCAGUAUCUAUGUAAUAAAUAAAGGUAUUGAAGGAAGUUUUUCUUCUUUGUAGAAUUGAUGUGACCGAACUUCAAGUUACUGGCAUGAUAAUGUUCUUUCUAUCAGGAAUAUUUGGUGUACAACUAUGGUCUUUGCAGGUGAAUGACAAUUAUACUAUUUAAAUGUCUAAUAAUGACCAACAUCAAUUUUCUCCUAAAUAUCCAUAUCCACAUGUAAUACAGUGUGGAAGUAAUUAGCUCUGAUCAGCAUCGUGAUUGUGAAAUUAUGCUGUUUUCGUAUUUUUGACCCUCCUGCCUAAUGUUUCAAUCACCCCAUUUUAACAGUACUAAAUUUAUGGUACUGGGCAAAGACACAACUGGUACAGUGAUUUUGUUUACUAAUAAGUAGUGGGGAGGAAAUUGUCUGUAAUAAAAGUUACAGUCAGGAAUAAAAUUGUUGAUUCAGUGUCAAAUGGUAUAUUAUUUUUUUUGAAAGCCAAACAAUCUGGACUCUGCCCUUUUCCUGUGUCAGAAAAACAUGAAAAAUGUUGUCGAGGACAGCAUGUAUCAACUAAUAAUAUUCUGCUGCUGACUGUAAAUUUAGCUGUACUGAGUUUAGGCUCGAUUUCCGCCGUCUCCCGGGUCCGGUCGUUGAUCCUCCGGGGGAUGAGUGCGGGCUCAUUUGACCGAACAGCGGCUGGUAAUCGAGCCUAUACUGAGUUGGUAUCUAUUUUUUUGAUUGGUUAAAUCAACUGCAUAAAGCUGUCAAUCAAGUGCUGGCUUACUUGUUACAUAUCAACUCAAGACAAUCUAGCUACACUCUAAUUUUUCCCUAAUAUUAUGUGUUAUUGGUAGUCCAUUCAUUUGAAGGAUUUAAGUAAAAGGUUUUGUAGUGGUACAGAAAGUUGCAAAAAAGAAGGAGGAAAGAUCUUCUCUGGCAGAUUAAUUCGCUAUAAUUUUAGAAAUGAAAAGGAAACUGGAGCUGAAAUGUUUACUGCAAUUUGUUUCUGGGAUCGUUAUUGGCGACAUGCCAGUCAGCUUUUGGCCAAUUACUCACAAUGACUCACUUUAGAAAGCUGGUUUACUAACUUAGAACAAACGCCACUGAAAUGUAGUCAACAGUUACCGGCACCCUACAAAUGACUCAUCAAUGGAAUCAAGGGAGACUAACUAAGAGAAAAUGACUGGACAACUGGCAAUUUGACUAACAAUAAGUGACUGUUUAACUGGGCAAUAGACGGAUAGAAAUGCACCAAUGACAUUACGAGUCUUCAUAGCCAAUAACAUCACCGCUUAACUGACAGAUGGCCAAUAACAUUGUGAUUUAAUUGACCUAUCAGGUCAAUAACCAGAGUUUAAUACCAUCAACUGACAUUAUAGAACUCGCUGUGACUCUGAAGAUGACUACCGCACAGGUUGUCAAAAUGUCAGGUCACUGACAACAACAACAGUCCUAUUCAGGACUUUGUUCACCCGGACGAUGAUACUCAACCUACUUAUGGAAUGACCCCUGGGUUCAAACCUUUCACAGUCACAGAAGUCCUUGCUUCUAAAGUGCUGCAUUAGAUUUUUACUUACACUCUUUUUAUUUCUGAGGUACCCUACCUUGAUGUUUCAUUAAAAAAAUUUCUUUUAUGGAUUGCUGUUGGCGGCAGUAUUUAUACUCUUUCAACAACUUUUCUUCAAAUAUAUGAGGGAGGAAAAGGCAAGAAUGGCUCAACAGUAGCUGUAAGUAAAUUUUUAAUAAUUUUUGCGUUUCGGUUGUAAACAGAAAAAAGAAAAAAGAAAGCUGAAAGUAGAAAGAACAGAAUUAAUUCCGUUCUAUCACCUGUGAAGUCUCAUUGGAUUAAAUAAUAAUAAUAAUAAUAAUAAUUUUAAGGAUCAAUUUAAGCCCUGUUUCUGCUCUGUUGUUAACAUAAGCUUGAAACUACAUUUAACACAGUUUUGUUUUCUCUGGCAAUUAUAGGGAACAAGCGUUUUGUCACCGUUGUUUCCAAUUACUUUUAUGCUUCUUACGGCAUACCUUACUGCAAGGACCUCCUCCAGUUUAUUUCAAAAGCACCCCUGUUUAUUUGUCCUGGCGUUCGGUAUGGCAUGUUCCAAGAUCACAAUCAAAUUAGUGGUAUGUAUCGAAUUAGAAAUUUUCUCGCAGUCAGUACCUGUGUAAUACACUAGAGGACAUGUUAACCUGACUCUUAAACUGUGGGACCUCUGGGGAUUAGGCUAAGGAAGUGUACACUUGUUACCUUUAUUUCAUAUUUCACUUCCUGAACGAAAGCGAGCUGCUCUUCAACCAGGAUAUUUUGUUUUCUUUUAGCAUUCUUUAGGGGGAUCUUGCAGCUCUCGAAAGACCUCAUCGGACUGGUUUGCAACCGGUUGGGAAACAAUAAAGACACAAAGUUAACAAUGGAACCUGGCCCGAAAACAAAAGAGCUGCGACCCAUAGGGGUCCAAUUAAAUCAUUGAAGAGCUGCAAGGCUACUGAUUUUUUAAGCAAAAAGAUAACUUGAUGACUUACAUGUAUGCUUUGACUGGGUGCUUCAGAAUUCCCAGAAAGAGUGGUAUUUGACUGCACUACGAGCAAAUCAAAGUAUUUUCGUGAUUGCAUUGGAUUUGCAAUUCUAAGCUAUGCUAUGGGCCCAAAAAUAUCACGCCACUUUCCCAGUUGUUCUUUUCCUUUUGAGGGGAUCAGGGAUGAGGCAGCGACGAGGGUCUUCGCCUCCCAUCAAUGUGGUCUGGGUUGGAAUUCUAGAGACGACGCCAUACACAUGUGGGUGGCACUGCGAUCAAGCGUCUUUCAAGGCGUUUUUUUGUUAGUUUUUGCGGGGAUGUCAUUUGCCAAUAAGAGGAAACGUGGGCAGGAUGUAUAAAAUAAUCGUUACCGUAACCAUCUAAAUUGGGCUAUUACAUUUGAUAUCCGCCCCCCCCCGCCCUCUUCGGGGGUAAGUUAUAGAGUGUUUUCACUCACGUGGCCAGCAUCUAUGCAAAUUUAUUUGAACAACAGAAAGCGUUUGCAUGAGAAAAGAGUUGAACUCCCAGAGGAUUGGAUUGGGACACCAACAUGGCCGCCGUUUCAUUGUUUUGGGACACCAAUAUGGCCGCCGUGACGUCAUGUGAAAACACUCUAAUGGUAGACUCAUAUUCUUCAGGGGUAGACCCCUAUGUUAUGGAAGUCUUCAGGGGUCAAUGCAAUUUUAUUUAAUAUUCAUGGGUAAGGAAAGGUAAAGUCCUCAACCGGGGAGUACGGAUAUAGUUAAAUGCAAUAGCGUAUUUUCAUUUUUUUCGAAAUGAUGGGCUUCUUUUCGUUAAAAACGCUUCGCGCCCGCUGGAAAAUGGUACCGACAAUAACACCGGCUUCAGUUUCAAACACUUACAGUGUAAUUGUUUCUUAGUGAAUUUUCACAAGGUUUAGUGAAUUAACAGUGAAAUUUCUCCCCUGCCUCUUCCCCCCUGCGUUUCAAGCCGUGGAGAUAUAAUACAUUCGAUGUACAAUUAUUUCUCUUGACCGCCGUCAGCUCUUUUGAUAAUUGGCCGCAGUAAUUACAUACACUUUGGUUUUGUUUUAAUAAGCCUCACCUAAACCCCACUUUUACGCGUACUAAAUUGUUGUGUUCUUCUAAAUACUGGUUUAACUGCUUCCAGGUUGGUUGCAUGACACGGAGUCCUGUUGAGGUCAAGGAUUCUACAAUGAUUGGAGGAAUACUACAGAUUCUAAACAUUCAUUACGGUUCACCUAUUGACGAGUAUCUUCUAUUAUGGUGCAUGAUAGUAAGUCGUUUUGUUUCUUCUUUUAUAUGGCGCUUGGUGUACUUGAAAUUCUGAUUGUUGAUCUCCUCCUCCUCAGGCGUAAGUUAAUCUCUUAUCUCUAUGAUAAUCCUGAAGGGUAACCGGUUAUCUCGCCGCCAAACCAUCGAAGUCGCUACCAAGAAGUCGACUCGCCGCCAACCAACUCGCCUUCAAGUAAUAACUCCUUAAUCAAAUUCGAAUAAGUUUGGCGAAGAAGUAAAAAUUCUAGGUAAGUAAUCCUAGGUUAGUAAACACGUCGAUUAAUGCAGAGUCAUUACUUGGUGGCGAGUUGGUUGGCGGCGUGGCGAUUUCGUUGGUGGCGAUAUGACCGUGAACCUCCUGAAAUAUGACUUGAGUACAGUCGACUCUCUCUAAGAUGGACUUUGACAUUGGCCAGUGGCAACUGGUCAUUGAGCAUUUGGCCAUCCAGAACUCAUUGUGCACAAUGAUUUGCUCGAGUAAGCACCAAAAAUAGCUUCCUAAUGCGCAAUUCCCAAUGCCCAAAGCAACCUUUAUUGGAUCAGCUAUAUACAUGCGUGCGUGUCUGAUCUCCGAGGCGUGGAGGGUGGGGGCAGACUGAUUAUUAAAUAGACAUAAAUGCGAGGAUAAUGACGACGAGAACGACGACGAUAAUAAUGAUCAUGAUGAUAGUGAUGAUGAUGAUGAUGAUGAUGUCGUUGUUGAUAAUGAUGAUCAGGGAUGAUAUGAAGGACUAAUAACGAUUUGUCUUUCCGACUUAGGGCCAUGUGAUGUUUGAACUACUGCGCUACAACUUUGCACUGGCGUCAGAAAUAUGCAACUAUCUCAACAUCUAUUUCUUCAGUAUAACACCUCCUCCGAUCAAGUCUGACGACAAAGACAAAUAGUUCGUGCAGAUGUGUGUCCUUAGUAUCAGUAGUAUCCCUAUAAGUACUUAACAUCAGUGUGUUUAAACUAUUUUCCGUUUAUUAAUAGCAACAUGUGCCCUCUAUCAAAUAAUGACAUAGCACCUUUAUUGUGGCCUCUAUAUUAUAUAAUUAUUGCGAUAAAGACUGCGCCAUAAAAUUGAUAGCCGGGCUCAGAGAUCACAAACGGAUGAAAUGAAAUGGCACUGUUCUUUAUGGUCAUUUCUCAUCCAUUCAAUUCUGUUUCUUCUUACCUUGUCUCACUUUUUAUUCAGUUCUAUCUGUGGUCUUGCAUGUAUAAACAAUUACACUCUUAUUGGGGCGGGAGCCGAAGGAAAAACAUGUGAACAAAAUUCAUUGGUUUAACCAGUCAGGUGAAAUCUCUUUUAGCAUUAUUUAACAUAGUACUAGAAGUUUUCAAAACAAGACUGGAGUUGAGAUUCUCUCGAUAUAGAUUUGUAAUUUUCACACUCUUAAAACGUAAAGUUUUAAUACGCAGUUGUGUCAGAGAUAGACUACUAUUCAACAACACUCUCUCCUUUUCGAAGAGUUGCCGUACGGCUGGCAACCUAGAACUCUAUUCUGUAAAGACCUUUUUCCACUCACGUACAUAGGAAUAACUAUUUUCAGUCAGGGCAUCAAUUUGAGAUUUCUCUUGUUAUUUUAUAUCUGAAACUUUUGAUAGGUUUUCCUAAAUUGCUUCCUUUUCUCUCCGAAAAGUAUGGUUAUUUAUUUGAAAGUGGAAUCAUUGUCUUACUUUAUUUGUGUUAUGAUGUCUUUGCUAAUUAAGUUGAUUUUAAUAUAAAUGGCCUGUUUUUACUAAAAGUGGUUAACCUUUACUUCUUUAGAAUAGAAAUGAACCGGCCUAGUUUAUCAAAUAAACUACUCAAUAAAAUACUUAUUUCAGAGCUGCAGGUCAUUUUCUUUCUUGAAAGGCCACGUGUAAGCCUCUCUAUAGUUUCCUGCGGACGUCGUUUUCGUCGCGCAUUUUCCAUCAAAUCGUCAGUGUUUCAACGAAAUUGUUGCAUAUUAACAAUUGUUUUCUGUGGUAACGCAACAAGCGUGCUCGAGCUACCUUGA
Molecule: messenger RNA, 9647 nt
Organism: Porites lobata
Lineage: Eukaryota; Metazoa; Cnidaria; Anthozoa; Scleractinia; Poritidae
Source: the annotation of a GenBank genome assembly